Messenger RNA from Aspergillus vadensis CBS 113365, 999 nucleotides. RefSeq lists its product as uncharacterized. Bases 1 to 999 code for a protein of 332 amino acids. Lineage: Eukaryota; Fungi; Ascomycota; Eurotiomycetes; Eurotiales; Aspergillaceae. The record is from RefSeq and is a predicted model, not a curated record. The transcript is spliced from 2 exons.
AUGCUGAACGGCACGUUUGCUGAGAUGGUCUCGACAAACCUGCGAGGCAUAUUUCCAACGGGCACAGCGCUCCAGAAGAGCUGGACCGGCAUCCAGGCCAUCGACUUUUUCCUCAGCCUGCUUAUCGUCUUCUUCAACUCGGUUGUCAGCAUUCACGACUUGCCAGACAUUGGGCCUUUUCUCAUAUCAGUCGAUUUGGUGCUCGCCAUCGGGGUCUUCAACAUGAUGACGGUGGUAGAAGGCCGACGAAACCGGAAGACAAGUCCACUACGAUCUCCUGCUUGGUGGCAAACGAUGUGGAACUUUUUCGGCGCUGCGUGCGCGCUGCCAGUCUACUUGCACCUGUACGUGGAGAAACGAUUACGGACGCCUCUUCCUCGCAUUCCGCCCGCGCAGGCACAAGCUCUUCCCUUCUCCGCGAUCUGGAACACGCUGAUAUCCGUUCCCUUGCUUGUACCAACCGUGCUCAGGGUCAGCCCAUUCCAGAUCCAGGCUGGGAUGGUCCUGUGGUUGCUCGGGCCACCUUCUCUGAAUCUUUUUCAGGACGCAGUCAGUUCCCUCAUCACCGCAACCGGAUACAGGGGAGUGCAAAGCCCUACCACAGUUACCUAUUGGAUUGUCGGUAGCAUUAGUGCUAUUUGCCAUGUUGCUGUUAUCUUGAGUCCCUACUUCUUCCCCGGAGUCACUCUCAGUCGGAUUUACUGGCCCAACCACAGCGCUGUUCAACAGGGCCAAUAUUACCUUGCUGAGGGGGCCAUGCUCUUUAUCCAGUAUGACUACAUUAUAAUCAAUCUCUCUGUGCUUGCUGUGGGAUUCUACAAAUUCAACCUUGGCAGUGCGGCCGCUACCAAGCCAUCGACUCAAGCCCAGCCGGCUGUCAAUCCCAGACUUGUAUUCACAGCUGUCACGGCGGUUUUGGGCCCUGGCGCUGGAAUGGCAUGGUUACUUUGCGAUAAGGAAAGGGAGUUAGAAAAGCAGGCCAAUGCAAUCCAGCAGUAA